AUGGUUGAAAAACCUAUUCAACAAACCUCCAAAGUCAUUUUAGACAAAGGAAAAGAAAAUCAAUUUGAAAUUCAAGACAGUGGUUUGUCAACUAAAACCACUGAUAAUACCUCUCCUCCUCUUUUGAACUCUCAAACUGAGACUGCGCCACACACACUCAGAGAUAAAGAUGAAAGCUCAUCCCCAGAUAUAUUAAUGGAGGAGUUAACUGAUCAAGAACAAGCUCCCCUGAUUGUUCCUAUUAUAUGUCAAACAGAACAUAUGGCUGGUGUCCCCUUUGACAAAAUUAAGGGGAAAACUGCAAAAGAAAAGACAAAGAACUUAGACAAAUUAUUUGCAUCAUUUUUGUCUUAUUCGGGAACUCGCAUUAGAAUUAACAAAAAAGUCAAAUACUUGGUUGUUAAUUUUAUAAAUGAGGAAGAUUUACACAAGGCAAUACAACAAGAAAUUAAAGUUUCUGACACAGAAAAGAUCUACUGCAUCAAGUGGGACGAAAUUAAACCCCCUACUCCAGAAGAGGAAAAACACAAGUCACAUGAAAACAUCCAACAUUUCAAAGGAAAUGUGUGGGUUAACUUUAUAAUUAAAGAUUGUGUUUGUGUGCUACCACAUACACUUACUGCAGAACAACAUGAAACAAGACAAAAAUAUUGUUUCAAGCUUGCUGGCUUGCCAACCAACUGCCGAGCAAAAGAUAUCAUUGACUUUCUUGAGGAUAUCAAUGCCCACUCUAUAUUCAUACCAAGAAAUCCUAAUAAUUAUAAACAGCUUAAUUAUGCCUAUAUCAAUUUUGAAUCUGAUAAGGACCUAGCUGCCACAGCAAAAACUGAAUAUUCAUAUGAGGGGAAUGUACUCUAUUGGUGCGCUGAUGAUGCAAAGACCUGUCACAUUUGUGGCAACCCUGAUCAUAUGGCAGCAGUUUGUCCAAAUAAAAAACAACAGUCUGCAAAAGAUAAUAAACUCCAAAAACUAUAUACCAAAUUUCAGCCUGUGCAACACUGCAGGAUUCCAAAAUCCUAUGCAGAAGCAACAUGA
This is a messenger RNA of Entrophospora candida, 1035 nucleotides long. The record is from the annotation of a GenBank genome assembly. NCBI's taxonomy places the organism in Eukaryota, Fungi, Glomeromycota, Glomeromycetes, Entrophosporales, Entrophosporaceae.